Oryzias latipes (Japanese medaka) is the source of this 3692-nucleotide messenger RNA. RefSeq names its product ribosomal modification protein rimK-like family member A (gene rimkla). Gene Ontology annotation, molecular function: N-acetyl-L-aspartate-L-glutamate ligase activity; ATP binding; metal ion binding. Gene Ontology annotation, cellular component: cytoplasm. Lineage: Eukaryota; Metazoa; Chordata; Actinopteri; Beloniformes; Adrianichthyidae. Gene Ontology annotation, biological process: protein modification process. The record is from RefSeq and is a predicted model, not a curated record.
UUGGCAGACCCAGUUUUCCGCGCACGUGCACGCGGAUAAGUGGAGUUGUAAACCAAGCGCGCGCACUUUUCAGCACCAAUACCUCGUGGAUAGCAGCCAAGCAUUUUGGGGAGGAUUUUUGUUUAUUUAUUUAUUUUUCAUGUGACAAGACGAAGAACUUGUGGUUUGUGGUGCCAUAGAGUGAUUGAGAUCAGUGGGAAACGCGGAUAGCGGCUUCGAGUCGUCGAGCGGAAAUACAAUCGCGGCGGGGCUUCAGGCAGCUUUGUUUGCCCGGCGACUCGAGCUGCAUCUCCGCUUCAAGAGGGACGUUCUUCCGGGUAAAGACAUUUUUUUCCCCUCUCUGUACCGACGCUCAACAAACUGCAGCUCGGUGAGACUAAAUGGCUGGAAGCAGAAGGAAACAGAGGUGAUACUGAAGACUCGUCUUCGUUGCUGGUUCGGUCCAGUCAGCGGUUGGGGUCGUGGUUGUGCUCUUCUUGCCGCCGAGGUCUCCAUUGUCUGAGCAUCUCCGUGCCGCCAAACUCCCGCGCUGCCGCCACACACCUGCCGCUCCCACACCACAGCAGUGCUGUCUCUCCCUCCCCCGAUUGUUAUUCUAUUUUUCCAUCCAUCUGAAUUUUUUUCGGGCCCCACACUUCCAGCAGCAGCAUGUGCUCUCGGAUUUGGUUCGUGACCGACCGACGCAUCAGCCAGGAAUACCCCCAAGUCCAGAUCCUCCGGGCGCUGAAGGAUCGCUGCGCCGAAGAGGAGGUUGAAUUCCGCUCCCUUGUCAUGGAUCAGAUCGUGCUUACGAUCAGUCAGGGCCUAUUAGGUCUGCGAGUGGAUCAAGAGCUGGUGACCUCCUAUCCACAGGUGGUGGUGGUGCGCGUGCCCACACCUUGGGUUCAGUCUGACAGUGACAUCACCGUGCUGCGCCACCUGGAGAAGAUGGGAUGUCGGCUGAUCAACCGGCCUCAGGCCAUACUCAACUGCGUCAACAAGUUUUGGACCUUCCAGGAACUUGCUGGCCAUGGCGUGCCUCUUCCUGACACCUUCUCUUACGGCGGGCACGACAACUUCCGUAAGAUGAUCGACGAGGCGGAGCCCCUGGGUUACCCCGUGGUGGUGAAGAAUGCACGUGGGCACAGAGGAAAGGCUGUGUUCCUGGCACGAGACAAGCACCACCUGACGGAUCUGUGCCACUUGAUCCGCCACGACACCCCCUACCUGUUUCAGGAGUACGUCAAGGAGUCGCACGGGCGGGAUGUGCGGGUGGUGCUGGUGGGCGGCCGUGUCAUCGGCUCCAUGCUGCGCUGCUCCACUGACGGGCGCAUGCAGAGCAACUGCUCCCUGGGUGGUGUUGGUAUGAUGUGCCCCCUGAACGAGCAGGGCAAGCAGCUUGCCAUAGAGGUGUCCAACAUCCUCGGCAUGGAUGUGUGCGGCGUCGACCUCCUGCAGCUCAACGACGGCUCCUACGUGGUGUGCGAGGCCAACGCCAACGUGGGCUUCAUCGCCUUCGACCAGGCCUGCGGCAUGGAUGUAGCAGGGAUCGUCGCGGACUUUGCUCUCUCCAACCUCCCCAGCCGCCUCACCCGCAAGAUGUCCCUGCUGUCUGUGGUCUCCAGCACCAGCGAGACCAGCAGCGAGCCAGAGGUGUGCAUCGUCCCCGCCGGCGGCGGUUCGCUGCCGGAGGCCGUCUGCAACAUGAGCGUAGGAUCCACUUCAAGCGAGAGUGACCCGGAGCUAGCCGAGCCCUCCCAGAUGUCGUCCCGCCAGUCCACGCCCCCAUCCCUGCCCGACCUGCCAGAUCCAACCUACAACUUUAACACCCUCCUGGCCAAUGAAAUCAAGCUAUUGACUGAGUGAGCUUCAGGCGAAUCCCUGCAUGCAUGAACACACCACUACACACAUACAAACCCUGUAUUGAUGCUGACAAAAACGUCUUUUAAAACACAUAUCGACCCAGAAACCAUACGAACGAAAAACGUUUAUUCAAAACAGGAACUGAGGGGCAAAAGAACAGAUUCUCACACAGCCAUGGAAACAAACUCAAAACACGAGCAUCCUUCCUUUUCGUUAAAGAUCUGCGGCUGCUCCCCUGACUCUCACACCUUUGCAUCUUUCCAAAAAUGAAAAAUCCCACCAUCUGGAAACACUUUACUUCACAGCAUGAUGGGAUACAAUAUAUCAGGUAACGACUAAAUUCAGCCUAUACUUGUGUGCAUUUUUACUACUUUUGGAUGGUUGAGGAACUCCAACUAAUGCAUACAUCUGGCUUUACAGUUCGCGUUUUUUUCUGCUGAGACUGUCUGGUAGAUUUUUGAAACGAUGAAGCUUUCCACCUUAAUUCAUCGUCACACUAGGCAUAAACAGACCAGAACAAGACACGAUGCAACAAAUACAGUGUUGGCCAACAGCAAACAAGGUUUCACACUGACAAGCUGGUUUAUUUCAAUGAAUUCAGAGCAGCAACAACAAUUCACGAAUGCCUGGCACUUCAUUAAUUAAAAAAACAAAUCAUUUUCACUUCUUUGACAUAUUGAGCAACAAUGAGACAGAGUGUGAAAGCCACGUCAACACUUGGCAGUUGAAUUACCUCAGAACCCUGUUGAGGCUAUAGGAUCCAGAUGUAAACUACACAUCAGCCCAGAUCCGUGUGGCGUUCAGGCGGCCCCUGACAUGCCAGCUGUUCCUUCCCUUUAUGUCACGGACCUAAACUAUGAUUUUUAUUUUUUAUUUCUCUUAAUUUUUUUUUUUUUUUGUAAAUAGAAGUAGUGAACGAUCUUCAGAGAAUACUAGCACAUACAACUGGAACUGAAACAACUGCCGAAAUUUUCAUAAGCUAUAGUGACAAAUGAUACUGUACAGACUUUGAAUUGGUGCUGACGCAAGGAAAUUGGUUUCAGAUGGGAUUUCUGUUCACCUUUUGUAGACUUUUUUGUUGUUUUGAUAUAUUUUGUUUUUUCUUUUUAAAUAGAAAUGUAACAACCAAAACCACAUGAACGUGUUUUAGUGUAAAAACAAACAAACUUUAAAGUAUUUUUUUACAGUAUUUUUAAGUAGAACGUUACAUUUUUCCCCUUUUACUGGAAAAGAAAGGAAAGUAAAAAAAAGAUCCAAACAAAAGACUUUGUUUACACUUUUUUGUUUUUCACGAUUCAAUGAACUCUGAAGAAAAAAUAAACAAAACUGCAAUGGCAUAUGCUAAGGGAUUUAAUAUAUUACUAGCCAAGUGUGACCUAAAGCACAAAUCAUUUUUCGUCCAAACAGCGACUUGUCUUUCGGCUUGUAUCCCUUUCUGUUGAUCCCAACUCAGGGAAGCAGCCUGGAUCUCUGUCUCCCACUCAAAAAAACCCCACAGAAACCACCCGAGUAUGAACACAAUACACACCUACAUGCAGAGGGAAGAAAACAACAACUAAAAAGUUCCUGUAAACUAGAGUAUAAAGGUAGUGGUGUAUACCAUGGUUGACAUGCACUUUUUCCUUGCUUGUUUCAGAAUGUUCCUCGUGUUCUUCCUAAAUUACAGUGUUUUUGAAGAAAAGACAUUUGUGUGCACCUAUAUUGUCUCAAUAAAGUGACACAGCUGUGAAGUUGAACUUAUUUUCCCCUUCGUUGUGGGCCAAACUCACUGUCUAGACUCAAAGCUGGGCCCUACUGGAGGUAGGGGUGGGAGUGCCAAUGCUACAUCUGCCAGACACACAAAAAAAAAA